AUGCAGGCCAAGAUAACCCGUAUACCCAAGAACAAGGAAGCACCGAUGUUGAAAGGAGAUGGCAAAGGUGUAGGCGUCGAUAUAACUGGACCGUUCAAACCGGGAAUAAUCAGCGAAAGGUAUUUCUGCGUUGGUAUUGAAAGGGCGAGCCAAAUUGUCUUCACGAUACCAAUAACCGUCAAAAGUGAGGCAUCAGAUCUAGUACAGCAGUGUAUAUUGGGGUUGGAAAAACAGCUCAGGGAAAGAGUGAGAGUGGUGAAAUCCAAUGGGGGAGGUGGACUUCGACAGUCAUCAAAUGCGAGAAUUCUAUCUAUCAGCCGGGAUCAGCCACUACAUCACGCCAAGUUACACACCAGAAUUGAAUGGAGUGGCAGAAAGGAUGAUAUAUACCUUGAAGGGUAUGGUCAUGGCCAUGUUGCUUGA
Tremella mesenterica DSM 1558 is the source of this 423-nucleotide messenger RNA. RefSeq lists its product as uncharacterized. Bases 1 to 423 code for a protein of 140 amino acids. The record is from RefSeq and is a predicted model, not a curated record. Lineage: Eukaryota; Fungi; Basidiomycota; Tremellomycetes; Tremellales; Tremellaceae. The transcript has a single exon.